AUGCAAGUGAAUACGUUACGACCUUAUGGUCAGCCCAUCACGACUAAGCUCCCCUAUGAACCCUGGCCCUACGACCAUCGGUACCUUGGGAUGACGGCGAGGGAAGUUAUCAGCAAAUUCAAAGUAGUCUCCUUCCCUCUGAGGAACUUCCCGAAGCCCCUGCUGGACACCACGGUUGAUGAGAUAUAUCAAAAGAGCUCUAAGCUGCACUUCAAGUCGUGCAUCUACGCCAUGCAACUCCUACAGAAGGGGAAGUACGAUAGAGUGCGGACGAUCAGGUCUGAGGACUACUAUAAACCUCCGAAGCGGCCGAGGUUCUUCCAAAGGCUUAAUAGGAUGCGACGGUCGACCAAGCUGGGUAUCAAACGGAAUGGUCUCAAACGUAUCUGUGGCCUCACUGGAAAGACUCGAGACGAGUGA
Messenger RNA from Perkinsus marinus ATCC 50983, 420 nucleotides. RefSeq lists its product as hypothetical. The transcript is spliced from 5 exons. NCBI's taxonomy places the organism in Eukaryota, Perkinsozoa, Perkinsida, Perkinsidae. The coding region runs from base 1 to 420 and encodes 139 amino acids. The record is from RefSeq and is a predicted model, not a curated record.